GCAAAGAUACGGGAAUUAAGAGUUUUUUACAGCUAACCCAAACAAAAAGAAGUACAGUAUAAAUUAAGUAAAUGAGUUUACGCAUUCUGAUAAAAGACGAUACCGUGCAGCGAUUACUACCCCCGCACUAGAAACGCCAAGGUGAAACUCGAGAAUAACCAGCAAGAAGUAAGUUAACUCGAAAUAUUUUCUCUCAAAAAUGCAUCUCGAUUCAAAAGAUAAAAAGGUUGUGUUUGUAAGAAGGAAAUAUGAAAGGUUGUGUUUGUAAGAAGCGUCUAGUUAAUCAGAGACUCUGACAAACUACUCAGAGACAGAGUUCAGACCCAAUUCAAUAGAACUGAUAAGAAUCCAGUGAGUCACAGGCUAGAUUACAUUGUAUACAAAUACAAAUUUCUUUGACUUUGUCUUUGAAUGUUUUCGUGUGAUGAAUGCAUCAAUUUACCAUUGUAAUGGCGAAGUUAUAUGUGGUACAUGUUAGGGCAAUUGCCUUUAGACAGUGGAGGCAUUGCUUAGAGCCUUAGAAACAUGUCAAACUACGUUCGCUUGAGACGGCAACGGAGAACCCCGCGUUCAACAUGGACGAACUGAUUCCGAGAGACUCUGAACAUGUUGAAUUAGAGAAUCGAAUGAAAACACCAGAGGACGACGCGUUUGCUACGGAUCCAAAUUUAAACGGCGACGUGAGAUUAGCCCAAGGGGGGGAAGAAGAACGAGAACAAUGGUCGAGUAAAUUUGAUUUUAUGCUCUCUAUUAUUGGUUAUUGCGUAGGAAUUGGCAACGUCUGGCGGUUUCCAUAUUUAUGUUUUCAAAAUGGUGGAGCGACGUUUCUCAUUCCUUAUUUCCUGAUGUUGGCUUUCUGUGGUAUUCCGAUGAUGAUGUCUGAGUUUAGUUUGGGACAAUAUUUGAGUCUUGCUCCACCAACCCUUUUUGCAACUAUAUGUCGUAUGGGAAGAGGUAUUGGUUUCGCAAUGAUGCUGAUUUCAUAUCUGGUGUCAAUUUAUUACAAUGUUAUUAUAUGUUGGUCCAUCAUCUAUCUUGUUAGUUCAUUUACUAGUGAGGUUCCUUGGAAAAAUUGCGACCCUGAAUGGGCUUCUGAUAAGUGUAGUACUGUUGACGAGAGAAGAACAUUCAAUGACCUAAAGGGAAACUGUACCAAUGGAACUCGUUGGAUAAACUCAACUUAUCAAGUCAACUGUAGUACUGAUGCUUCAAAAUUAGUUGCUUCAUCCCUGGAGUAUUACAAUAAUCAUGUUCUGGGGAAGACUGACAGCAUUGACGAAAUUGGUGAUUUCAGAUGGAAAAUCUGUUUAGCGUUGUUUUUUGCUUGGACCUGCGUCUUUUUAUGUCUGUUUAAAGGCGUCAAAACAUCAGGAAAGGUGGUGUGGGUAACGGCCACCAUGCCAUAUAUUGUCCUCUUUAUUUUAUUUAUACGUGGCGUCACGCUUGAGGGAGCGGGGAUUGGAAUUGAGUUUUACCUGAAACCAGAAUGGGACAAGCUUUGGGAUGCCAAGGUCUGGGUGGCCGCGGCUUCGCAGAUAUUCUACUCUCUUGGAGUGGGGUGGGGAACAGUCCUGGUCUACGGCAGCUACAAUAAGUUUAACAAUAACUGCGUCUUUGAUGCAAUCUUGGUUUCCUGCAUCAACUGUGGCACAAGCUUCUUCGCAGGUUUCGUCGUCUUCAGUGUCCUUGGUUUCAUAUCCCAUCAGUUAAACGAGGAUAUUUCUAAUGUUGCCACCUCAGGUCCUGGUCUGGCAUUCAAUGUCUAUCCCGAAGCCAUUUCACGACUCCCAAUAUCGCCAUUAUGGGCUGUCCUAUUCUUUCUCAUGUUGUUUACCCUGGGCCUGGACAGUCAGUUCGGUACGUUGGAAUGUAUAAUUACUGGGAUCACAGAUGAAUACAGCAACAAGUUUUCGAAGCACAAGACAGCACUUAUUGCUUUCACCUGUUACUCUCUCUUUAUUCUUGGACUGCCGUUAUGUACUGGCGGCGGUGUAUAUAUUCUUAAUUUAAUGGAUUAUCGUUGUGGUGGUAUAGCAAUGAUUUUUGUCGCCUUUAUUGAAGCAAUCGUGGUUGCGUGGGGUUAUGGAGCUGAUCGUUUAGCAGGAAAUGUUGAGACAAUGAUUGGUAAACGACCUCCGAGAUAUUUUGUCAUUUGUUGGAAGUUCAUCAGCCCCGGUCUGUUGUUUAUUAUUCUUCUAUCACAAAUUAUUCAAUGGGAACGUGUAACACUGGAUGGUUAUGUUUACCCGGAAUGGACUGAAGGAUUGGGUGGAUUGCUCGCCGCCUCAUCAUUUCUCGUACUUUCAGGAUUUGCAAUCUAUGAAAUAUAUCAUGCGCAGGGGUCGACUCUAAGAGAGAAAAUUUGCAACACAUGGAAGCCGGACAAUGAUCGAAUAUCGGCGAUAGAAGAGCAACAAGCGAAGGAAAUGAAGACGAUUCAUGCAUAAGUUUGUAGACGUUUUUUACACAAUUUUUUUUACUUUGACCACUUUAAAUCUCACAAGAAAAUUUGAAGUAUAAUUUCGUUAGACAACGCCAUUUCGUAAACAAUUAUGGGCGGCAAAUCUCGCUGUUUUUUAUCUUUUCAUUACUAAAAACUUUUAAAGUUUUUUUACUAGUGCAUUACUGCUUUUUAAAUGUGUUUUAUUGGGAUCUCACGCCA
This is a messenger RNA of Dendronephthya gigantea, 2662 nucleotides long. Its product is annotated as sodium- and chloride-dependent GABA transporter 1-like. Gene Ontology annotation, biological process: sodium ion transmembrane transport. The transcript has 15 exons. Lineage: Eukaryota; Metazoa; Cnidaria; Anthozoa; Malacalcyonacea; Nephtheidae. The record is from RefSeq and is a predicted model, not a curated record. Gene Ontology annotation, cellular component: membrane. The coding region runs from base 576 to 2447 and encodes 623 amino acids.